AUGUUUCUGCUACGGUAUUUGGAACUUUUGGAAGUAGAAGAUCUAUACCUGGGCCUCGGAGAGCACUCAACGGCGAGUGCGCUAUAUUUCGGAGAUAUCGAUAUUGCACCAGUUCUACGUUACACAACUCAGCAUGCGGGAUAUUAUGACGUCAUACAUCCGCAUGUCACUUACGCAGCAGGCGGUUACUUCUAUCGAAUACCAACAACUGGCGUUGGUAAAUUUGAGAACCAGUUUCUCACACCGUUUACCGGUACGGUCUGGUUGUGUGUGGUGGUGGUAAUUGCUUUGUGUGGCGUUGGUUUGGUGUUAGGUGCGAGCUUUGAGGAUCGGCCCCAAGCUGGAAGAUAUGCUUUCUUCUCCGUUGUGGCUCUCACUUGUCAGCAAUUCUUUGAAGAUGUCGACGAAAGUGCUGUAAAACGAAAUUCAACAGCUCGUAAGCUAACAAUUCUAGUGACCGGUUUAUCGUGCGUCCUGAUUUUCAACUACUACACUAGUAGCGUGGUCAGUUGGCUCCUAAACGGGCCUCCACCAUCCAUCAACUCACUAUGGGAACUCAUGAAUAGCCCACUAGAACCAAUAUUCAUGGAUGUUGGAUACACUUGGUCAUGGCUUCAGUCACCAAAUUAUUAUUUCAAUGUAAGAGAUGCGAAGGCAGAAGAUGUUUUGAAGAAGAAGGUAAAGAAGAAAGGACCCCAUUUAGUAUCGACGCCGACUCAGGGAAUUGAAUUGGUUCAUAAGGGAGGAUACGUCUUAUACUGCGAUACAGACACCGCAAAUAAGUACAUAGCGUUGACGUUCUCGGCGAGAGAACUUUGCGAUGUGGGACGGCUUCCGGGUCUUGAAAAAAUACCUAUGUACUCGUGUGUACAGAAAAAUAGUCCUUAUAGAGAAUUUUUCAUAUGGAGCUUUGCUCGAAUGGCAGAACAAGGCAUUAUAAAGCUGAUUCAAACCAGGACUUAUCCGCCUGAAAUAAGAUGUGAAGGUAGUACUCCAAGGGCACUGGCUUUGGGUGGAGCGGCACCAGCAUUUAUAAUACUGGCUUUUGGAUAUAUAAUGGGAACUCUUUUCAUGGUUAUGGAAAGGAUUAUAAAAGUCCACAAGGAUAAGAAGAUGAUGAAAGUAAAAUAUUUUGAAUGA
Leptosia nina is the source of this 1140-nucleotide messenger RNA. The record is from the annotation of a GenBank genome assembly. Lineage: Eukaryota; Metazoa; Arthropoda; Insecta; Lepidoptera; Pieridae.